Messenger RNA from Mauremys mutica (yellowpond turtle), 4469 nucleotides. It is a transcript of the gene TNFAIP2, whose product is annotated as TNF alpha induced protein 2. Gene Ontology annotation, molecular function: SNARE binding. The record is from RefSeq and is a predicted model, not a curated record. The transcript is spliced from 12 exons. The coding region runs from base 142 to 2286 and encodes 714 amino acids. Gene Ontology annotation, cellular component: exocyst. Lineage: Eukaryota; Metazoa; Chordata; Testudines; Geoemydidae. Gene Ontology annotation, biological process: exocytosis; exocyst localization.
CCCAUGGGCUGCUCGCUAUAUAGCCGCGGCACCGAGCUCCUCCUGCAGCAGCAGCGGAGCUGAGUCACCUGCGGCAGGAGCGAGCGCCAGAGCCACGCGAGCCAGUCUGGGACGGCAGGACAGAGCUUAAAAAAAAAAAAGAUGAUAAAAAUGAUGCCCUUUUUCAACAACAGUCCUUUUGGGAUGGGUAAGAUUUCUAAGGACUGCGUCACUGGAGUAAAGCCGCCUGGAAAACCUUCUACAUCAUCAGAAUCCGAGCCAGAUACUGUGUCUAUUGAAUCAGCUGUGGAAGAGACCCAGCCAAAAGAUCAGGUGAAAACUGAAAGCCGAGGACAAGAUUCUGCUCUCGGAGACUCACAUGCACCUUCCACUGAGGCCAAUGGGAGCUGUCCUCCUUCAUCUGAGUACAGAUAUAAUCCCAAAAAGAAGGGAAUAAAGGGAAAACUAAAAGAUGCCUUUUUCAAUUUUCGGCCUGUUCAGAAGAUAGUGAAUCCAACAGAAAAGGAUGGAGCAGUGACAGACAAGAAGCCACUGACAGUUGAACAAAUCAGAGAGCAUCUUGAAAGUGAUCAAUUCUUCGAUGCCACUCAACAUCUGAUUGCUCUGGAGUGGGCCCUUUAUAACAACUUAGGUGGCAAGAGUGAAGAGGAAUUGUCAAGGGAGCAAAGCACCGUGGAAUCGCUCUAUGAACUACUGAAGAGUAAAGUCUUCAGCAUCAUAAAGAAUUCGAUAAUCCUAGCGCCAUCUAAUCCAAAAUUACUACGGCAUGCCGUGUACGCAAUAGAAGAGCAGGAGGUGGAGGAUGAGAGAUACAAGUCAGAGAAGCCACCUGACAAGAUCGUGAGUUACAGACCCAGAAAAUGGAAGGAGGUUUGGAUGGACACAGUGAAGCAGUCUGUAGCUGAUCGUAUGAAAGACGUCCAGCGCACUAGCUCUGCUGAGAACCUGUCUACAACUGCUCAUUGCUUUCUGCAUAUGGGAAGAACAAUGAAAGAGGAUAUGAUAACAGUGGUGGAAUGCAUUAAACAACAUUACCAUGCGCAGUUUAACAUAUGCAACACGUAUGCAGAAUGUUACCAUAGCUAUUUCUCUUCUCAGCUGCAGCUGAUUGCUGAGUUUGAACUGGGAGAUAAGGACGUAUAUCUCCUCCUCAUCUGGGUGCAGAACUUUUAUCCAAAUGACAUAAGAAAAAAUUCCAUUUUAGUGAAAGAGUUGGAUGAAGCCAAACUGGGGAGCCUGUUGCCACCCAAAAUGAUCAAACAGCUUGAAGUUAAAUACCUGUUUAAUGAAGCGGCUUCUAUCAAGAACUGGCUGGCCAAGAGUUUAGAAAUGGAAGUAAAGAGGUGGACAGAAGAGAAAGAACCGGAAGAACUGGAUGGACAUUUUCAUAGUGAAUUAGCCAUAGAUGUCAUCCAGACUAUUCAUGGAGGACAAAAGCGAGCUGCAGAAAUUACACCUGAACUGGGCAAACAACUGUCCAUUGUACUGUUGGUGGAGCUGUCAACAUUUUUGAAAAGCUACCAGAAGGCCUUAGAAGAAUUUAAAGAGAAAAACAAGCAGCACAGCUAUUUCAAGGCUACAAUAAUUGCAAAUAUUAACAACUGCAUGAAUUUUAGAGACCACACGGAGAAAACCACACCAUCAGCACAAGACAGCACGAGAUUAAAAAUACUUGGUGCACUUAGUGAAAUAGAGAACAUUGGCUAUGAUGUACUGCUUCAAGAUUUGUUUCUGGAGUUAAAGCCUAUUUUUAGAAAGUUCACCCAAAGUAAAUGGCUUUCGUGCAGUGAAACGAUGAAUGAAAUCAUUCAGGCCACCAGCAACCACCUUUCAGAAUUCAAGACUCUCCACGACCCCUUUUAUCAGGGCAUUAUGGAGAAGAUUCAUGGUCACUUGGUGAGAGAAUACAUUGUGAGGCUAAUUAAGAAGAAAGUCAGUUUGAAAACCCCAGAACUACAGCAAAACUUGUCAAAUCUCAUUUCAGCUCACGCCUCCCACUUGCAAAGCUUCUGCAAAGAGAAGGGGUCCAAGGCCACGUGGUUGGAUUCUGCACUCCCAAAACUGGCUGAAAUAAUCAGACUUCAGGAUUCAAAUGGCAUUAAAAUAGAAGUUGCGACGCUUGCUAAUACAUACCCAGAUAUCAGCAAAAAGCACGUUGCUGCCAUCUUGUACAUCAAGGGAAACUUGCCGAACAGUGAAGUGAGAAGCAUCCUGAGCAUCCUGGAUGUCAGCACAAAGUUCACCACUUCCUGUGAAUCUCUGUUCUCAGCUAUAAAGGUUUCCUAGGCUUGAUCCCUGGACCCAGCACUCAUACUGUAUGCAACUAUUUGCUAAUCUAGUAAAAGUCACAGCAUGGGGCCAGGUUCAGCAAGCCUCACGCAUGGGCUGUGUAGCUAACCGGUGCAGCAGCAUUUCUCUACUGAAGUCCUUUUUUUUGUCAUUGUAAGAUUGACUCCCCUGGGGGAAGAGAUUUGCUCUGUGCUUAGCUACGAAGGGAUGAAAUCUGAUGGAGGGGUUGUGUUCUAGUUCUCUGAACAGCAAACAGAGCUCUCAAAUCAGACACCGACUCCCUCUGAGGUCUCAGACAAUCCCACUAUGCCUCAGUUUCCCCCCUAGGUACAAUAAUACUCCAGUUACUUCCCGGGGCGUUGCAAGUAUUACCUAGCUAACUAACUAUUUAGCUAAGCUCUAUAAAGCAUGGCUUGUCCUCUAUGGAGGAAGAGGCUCUUUGCUAACUUUUUUGGGGGGGGGGAGCGGGGGAAAUUAAAUGUAAAGUGAUUGGGGAAAAAAAUUUUCAGAGCAUGCUCAGUAGACAUCUGCUAGGUUUUCUUUUUAAUCAGAGGCUAAGAAGCUGCAUUUUCUAUUAGAUCAAUAAGAUGUGGCGAAGGGGUCAGGAAGGAACAAAGCCGGCCCUCAGGCUGGCUUGCAGGAACAGUUUGGAUAAGGAAAGGUUUAAAGGGUCUCAUUGAAGGUUGUGACUGCAUGCAUUUCAAAAAGUGAAAGUGCCUCAUCAUGGACAAGAGAAAAGUCACAGCAUAGAAAGCUGCCGAUCUUGGAACUUCGGGAGCUUUCGGCAUUUUGUAAAAUCCAAAUUUUAAUUUUUUAAAAAUCUAAGUUUUGGCACCUUCCUUUUGUGAGGCUACAGCCAGCACAGUGUAAACUGAUGGGCUGCUGCCCAGCUACGCAAGCCUUGCGGAAAGCACUCCCUAGCCACACCACAGCAGUCAGCCAGAGGUGGGAAUUUACCACUCCUAUACCCCAUUCACCUCCAUGAGGUGUGAAUUUCUAUGCCUGCGUGGCAAAUUAGGAUCCAGUCCUGCAAGUGCUCUGCACACAGAGCUCCCAUCAGAGUUCCAGGUAGGAUUGGGAUUUUAAGUACUCACAUUUCUGACUUCCUCCUGUUUAUGUUCAGUAGUUCCCAGUGCUAUAGAUUAAGGGUUUCUAUAGCUAAUUAUACAUUGCACUAGCUGUUGUAGCCUAAGGCCCCAAUUCAGCAAAGUACUUACCUUGCUUACAUCCAUAACAUUCAGCAAAGCAUGUGUUUCAGUUCUAUUGCUUUCAAUGGGAUUUGAACACGUGCUUUAAGUGUUUGGGAGCCUAACUGCAACACACAUUUUGUGUUCUCUUUUUGUAUAAAGUCUCUCUCCCUCCCUCCCUGUCAGUUGCCCUCUAUCCUGCUGUUGUGGGUCUAGAAUAGGGCUGGAAAUACUAAUCUUUGGUAUGUUUUGAAAGCAAGUUUUUGUUUUCAAGACCUGAUUAAUUCUCUGGCUAAAAGAUUAUCAAAAUAUCCAAUUUGUUGAAUCCAAGACCUUUACCCUCUGUAUCAAACUGUAGAAAGCUCAUCUGCAAGGAGUAGGGUGACCAGAUGUCCUGAUUUUAUAGGGACAGUCCUGAUUUUGGGGUCUCUUAUAUAGGCUCCUAUUACCCCCACCCCGUCCCGGUUUUUCACACUUGCUGUCUCGUCAUCCUAACAGGAGGAUGAAUAAUGACUAUGGAAACUGUGAAAUGGUAGUUGCAGACAAAGCCUAUGGGCAUUAACGUCACUAUAAAACCAUUUUAAAUGUGACCACAUCUUGUAUAUACUGCAUGUAAGCUUCUGCUUUCUAACCCUGAGGUUAUAUUUCCACAGGUACUUGUAGGUCAUCGGUGUAUUUUAGAAUCCAAUUUUAUUUUCUCUAAUUAUCGUUGUAUGCAAUAUUUAUAUUUAAACAGUAUUAAAAUUAUGCUGGAAAUGUAGGUGACCUCACCUCUGGUUGUGUGUAUGGACUGUAUAUACCAUAUGCAUGGGUAACCCUAUGGUAUUCCUUCAGAGAUUAUUCCCUUAGUACUUGCACCCUGACGAAUGUUAGGGUAGGAUUGCCAGUUUUCUAAUUGCAGAAAAUCCUGCCCCUUCUCAGAGACCCUGCCCCCCACUUACUCAAUCCCUGCUUCCUCUGUUGCUCACUCUCCCCCACCUUCACUCACUCAUU